Neospora caninum is the source of this 2721-nucleotide messenger RNA. Its product is annotated as putative tola protein. NCBI's taxonomy places the organism in Eukaryota, Apicomplexa, Conoidasida, Eucoccidiorida, Sarcocystidae. The record is from RefSeq and is a predicted model, not a curated record. Bases 1 to 2721 code for a protein of 906 amino acids. The transcript is spliced from 6 exons.
AUGCCCUCGCGUGCGCAGGGAUCGGGCGCGGACGCAGACUCAAAGGAUGCCUGGCAAAAACCCAAGGGGCCGCCGCCGCUGCCAUUCCCUCUCCCGGCCGGAGACGCACCCGCUCCAGAGCCUUCCCCGUUGCCGGGCGAUGGCGGCCGUCGAGGCCAGAACACACUGCUCGACCCUGGCCUCGAGGAGGCGCCUCGGAGAACGAAAACUUCCUCCGCGAUCCGGAAACUCCCCAGCGAAGGUGCACGCCUCGGCGCUAAGGCAGACAGUCCGUCCCCGCCGUCGAUGGCAAGCCAGCCGGCCGGCAAAGCUCCAGGCAUCAAAGCUCCGAAGGGAAGCCCAGGAGCAAAGGCUGCGAGUGCCUUGUCAGGGGGCAAGCUCCAGGUGAUUGGCGAAACAGAGGUUUCGAUGGGCGCGCAAGAGGACAGCCCAACUGGCGAACCUGCAGCGGCGGGACCCGCGGCCGGCCGGCCUGCGCAGCAGGCGGAGGCUGCGGGCCAAAUGGCGACGAAAUCGUCGGUCAAACAAACGCCUCGUGGACCGGCGCUGCUUCCCAAGGCAGCGAAAAAAGCUCCACCAGGAGCGUCGGAAGUCCAUACACCCGCGUCAGCGGCGAGCGACGCAGCGAAGGCACGCAUUGCUGCGGCCGCCAUGGCGGAGCUCGGCCCCGUCUCGACGGAGAGGUCAAAAGUUAGCAAUCGCUCGGUAACUUCGAGCUCUACAGGCCGCACGGCGAACGCAGCCGAGAAGGCAGCGAUGCGGAGUGAAAUGCGCGCCGCAGGGAAAAAGGCUUCCGUAUUCAACUUCGGCAAGGAGGAGGGUGAACAGUUGGAGGUGAUGCUUCAACUUGCUGAAAAGGCUGUUGCGGGCGCGAAAAAGAGCCGCGAGAAGGUGGGCACGGAUGGGAAGAGAGGGAAGGCUGACCGGGAACGUCUGAAACACCUGGAAGAGUACAAAGACAAACUGGAGAAGCAGUUGGAGGAGACACAACGGACUGCCGAGGCCGAAAAGAACGAACUGCGAAAAGAAAUCGCUGCACGGGAAAACUCGUUGAAUGUGCAGAGCGCUGCUCGACUUCGUGAGAUUCAGAAGCGAAUCAGCGACAUGGAGGCCUAUUACCGAAACAAGCUAGACGUCCAGGCGGAAGAGAAACGCGAAGCGAAUCAGGCACGCGAGAGACUGGAACGGGAGAUCGCCUCCCUUCGAGAGCAGCACAGACGAGAUCUCGCCGAGACCAGUCGCGCGAGAGAACGGGACGCCGCGAAAAGUGAACACAAACUUCAGUCCAUGACGGAGACGAUUCAGUCGUUGACCACCUCCGUGGCUCAGCUCCAGGAAAUCAGCGAUGUGUCGCGAUCGGCGCUGCAGGCCAUGGAGGAAAGGAACAAGUUGGCGGCGGCGAAAAUAGAGAUCAUGAGUAAAAAGGAGGCUGAACGCGAAAAGGAAAUGCGCAAGCUCAUGCCCACUCGGGAAGCUAAGCGUCUCGCCUUUCGAGCCUUACAAAAGGGACGGGCUGUGGAAAUGAUUUUUCAUGUCAUUGAGCACGCAAGCAACACUGUGCUGGAUAAGGCGUGGGCCCUUGCGAAGAUGAGCGAAGUCGUUGGCGGAAGCUCUUCGAAUCUGCUCUUCACCAGAGGUCGAGACCCCAUCGAGGAACGUCUCCUGCAAUUCAGGAAGGAGCAGAUGUUCCUCAUGACGGAAAAUGAGAGGCUGAUGAGCGAGGUUUCGCGCCUGCAAGAGAUCGUGGCACAAAACAAGGGCAUUUCCCUGGCAGUAGGAGCGCAAGAACAAUCCAGAUUGCUAGAGCAAAUCGUCGGCGAACCAAACUGUCGGGUCCCCGCGACGCGCUGGCUCUUUUCCGUCGUCCAGACGGUGGUCAAAAGGCGGCUUCUCCUAGGCUUCACAGCGCUCAAGGACGUCGUGGCCGAAGACAAACGAGACGACACAGUCCGCUCGCUGCAAGAUCGAUUCAACGAAAUGCGACUCGCUGCCUACAACGACAUGAUGAAGAAGAUAGCGAUGACGAGGAUGCUGUGUGUUAUCAAGAAUCUUUGGACCAAAACGGCCUUCCGGUCCUUCUCUGCCUUAAUGAUGAAUGCAGCGGCCAGACUAGCGAGAAUACACGAUCGGAGCCAAUUUCUGCAACAGAACCCAGGAGGAGCUCUUGCCGUCGACAGCUCUUCUUUUCGAGUGGCCUCAGGAGAGAUGCAAAGGGUUGCCGUGUUCCAAGGGCCGAAGGCUGCCUCAGGCCAGUUUUUACCACCAGCUACGUUCAAGGACGAGUCGUUUCUCCCGACGAACGCGCCUGUUGCAGUACAGCCGUACUAUUACGGCCACCUCCCAUCCGUGCAGAGAAAGAGAGCGCAAAACAUGUUUGUUCCCAUACGGGAGGCGCCUCCCGUCCCGGUGGGAUAUCUUGGUCAGGCAGGGUACAUGGAUGAGCAGCUGACGGUGGGUGUGCCCGUCAGUGACGUCAGGAGCUCGCAGGCCCCGCCGUUCCCUACCCCGAUGGGCACACGCCUGAACGCGGUAUCCAAAAACAUCCCUCCGGACCCGUAUUCUUCUGGGACCGCCCGUGAGAAAAUCGACGAGACCGCAGGGACGUUCAGGAUGCGGACUGCGCAACAGGGUCUCCAGAAAAGAUUGUGGGUCCGCCCAGACGCAGCUGGGAGUGCUGGUGGGGUUGAUGGGGUUGACGGAGUCGGGAAACCCGUCGACUGA